UUAUCUGGAUUAUUGAGAAACGUUCUUGCGUAAAAAAAUAGCGGGAAAAAUUCGAUAUUGUCUAAUUACCUUAAAAUGACAUCGUUAUCACAACCUUAGUAAAAAUUAAAUGCAGUUUUUUUGAUUGAUUAUUGACCAGUACCGAUUCUUUUCUAGUAGAUGAACAUUAAACUGCUUGGCAUCCUAAUCAAGAUCAAGAGAGAACGCUUUUCGCGCAGUUACUUCACUUCAUAGAAAAAGUGUUUUACAUUAAAUACGGAAUUUCACAUUAAAUACGGAAUUUUAAUGUUUAUUGUAUAUUUCGAAGGUAUUUUCUGAUGUAUCACGAUGUUGUUUAUUUACGUGGCGUUCUUACUUCUAUUUUUUGAGCCUUAUUAUGUUCAUGGUCUUAUAAAAUCAAAUAAACAUGAUAAAGUUAUUUGUUACGUCUCGUCUUGGGCAGCCGAUAGACCUGCAAAUGGUGCAUUUUCCUUUGAAAAUUAUCAUCCACAAUACUGCACUCACUUGAUUUAUGCAUACGCUGGUUUAAAUGCCUCAGAUUGGACAAUAAGAAGUAGAAAUCCUUGGGAAGAUAUAGAGAAAGAUGGAAUUGGCAGCUAUAGAAAGAUGACAAUGUUUCGUCAGAAAGGUAUGAAAGUAUUACUCAGUAUCGGCGGAUGGGCUGAAGGCAGCGUGAAUUUUUCGAUGAUGGCUUCAUCAGCGGAUAGUAGACAAACUUUUAUCGCCAGCACUGUGAAGUUUCUCAAAACAUACGAUUUCGACGGGCUGGACCUUUCUUGGGAAUUUCCUGGACCCCUUUUUGGUGGUGCUGAAUAUGAUAAGCACAAUUUUGUCAGCCUCGUACAGGAAUUGCGACAUGCUUUUCGCCAGUAUCAUUUUUUGUUAACGGCAGCUAUAAGCGGAUUCAAAGAAGUUAUUAUGUCGGGGUACGAUAUUCCUAAAAUUUCCAAAUAUCUCGAUUACAUUUACGUCAUGACAUAUAAUUAUCAUGUAGCAUGGAAUAAAGUGGUUUUUCCACAUACGCCAUUGAAAAGCGAAGAUCAUUUAAAUGUGGAAGAUACUAUUACGUAUUUAUUGAAAGAAGGCGCACCAGCUGAGAAAUUAGUCUUAGGACUGGCAUUGUUCGGAAGAACUUUUGUUCUUACAACUAUACCAUCAACACCAAAAAUAAAUCCGUUUGGUUUGCCCAGUCUACAGGUUGGAUUCAGAGGACCUUAUACAUUCGACGAUGGUUUCAUGGGAUUCAAUGAGAUUUGCGAGGAGUUGAUGUUACAUCCGCAUGAAUGGACAGUUGGAUGGGAUAAUUAUAGCAGCACAGCUUACGCGAUUAGAAGAGAUCGCGUUGUGGUUUACGAUAAUAACAAAGCAAUUAUGAUAAAGGUAGAAUACGCAAAAAGACAGAGACUGGCGGGUGUAAUGGUAUUUAGCAUCGACACGGACGAUUUUCGAGGACAAUGUUCGCAAUCGUUGCAAAGGUAUCCUCUAAUGAAAACUAUUAAUGAAGUUUUGACAAGGAACACGGUAUCACGCGAAGAGAAGAAAGAGCCAAACUUAUCUGUGCAAUUAUCCUCAAAUAUUAUAUUUGCACUAUUAAUCACAAUGAUUUCUUUUUCUCUUUAAACAAAUAUCUAUCUU
This is a messenger RNA of Camponotus floridanus (Florida carpenter ant), 1635 nucleotides long. Its product is annotated as probable chitinase 2. Lineage: Eukaryota; Metazoa; Arthropoda; Insecta; Hymenoptera; Formicidae. The transcript is spliced from 8 exons. The record is from RefSeq and is a predicted model, not a curated record. Gene Ontology annotation, cellular component: extracellular region. Gene Ontology annotation, molecular function: chitinase activity; chitin binding. The coding region runs from base 328 to 1620 and encodes 430 amino acids. Gene Ontology annotation, biological process: chitin catabolic process; carbohydrate metabolic process.